UUCCCCCACACAAAGAGUGAGGAAAGACCAAGCAAGAAGGGUAAGGGAAAAGGGGAGGGGGGCAUGAGGCACUGCUAUAACUGCCAGGCAGGACACAUCCAUAUCUCAGUCUGCCUCACAGAGAGAGAGAGCCAGUGGACAAUAUACAGCAAAUCUAAGCCAAAACCAACUACACUUCAGGAGCACAAGAAAUGUGAACAACGAUCAAUCAUUUUUAGAAUUUGAAAAAUUCUAGAACUUUUUGAACAAGGAAUUCCAAACAAAACUUGAAAAUAAAAGGAGUGCACGUUGUGUUAGACAAAGGCAUCAAAAAGAAGAGGACUACUGGAGUCACACCAUCGGAUCAGAAUGAGCAUGAAUGGCACACUGGAGAAGGGGGCUCAUCACCAGGCCCUCGACCUCUCUGAAGAGCUCCCAACCAACAGCCAUCAUCACCAUCACCAUCACAAUCACACCAGUCUCCAGCAUACAAACUCCUUGGCCUCCACUGUGCCAGCCGGGACCCCGGUAGGUGGGUCUGGAGUGGUUGUUCCGCCACCUUACUCCGCUGCGGAGGCUGCAGGAGGUGAAGCGCCGCUGGAGCUCCGGGGCUCUCUGGACUGCUGGGCGUGUUCGGUGCUGGUGACAGCGCAGAAUCUGGUGAUUGCAGCCAUCAAUGCCUGUCUGGCCGGGUUGGUUUUCGGGCUCAUCCUGACCCCUGCUAUUGUCAUGGUGGUGUUCGGGUUUAUCUGUCAUUCAACGGUGCGCCCACACGGUUCUUUACCAUACUGUUCGGAUCUACUCACUGAUGGCGGCUGUGUGGCUCUGCUGGUUGUGGGUUUCUUGCUAGUGACUCCACUCCUGGUUCUGGCCUUGGCUGCGUACUGCCGGCUUGCUCGUCACCUUCAGCUGGGUCUGUGUUUUAUUCCUUACAGCCGUGCCGUCUACAAAAACCUUCCAGCUACCCAGCACCGUGGCUUGACAGGGGGCUGCUGUGGACAGCGAUCUGGGAAAGGAGAAGGGAAGGGGAAGGUGUGGGUGUAGAGGGAAAGGACUAAACUUCUGCUGUACUGGAGAUACGGAAUGUUGUGAAAGAACACACUACACAUUAUAGACCAAAAUAUCCCCACAUAAAGAUAUUUAAAUCUGUACGACAAAGAGAAGAAAGGAAUUCCUGUUCACUGAUUUGCAUAUUUUAUAGACAGAUAUACUAUAUUCAUCAAUUUCUGAUGGUGUAUAUUUAAUGCAGCUGUUAUACAAAAUCAAUUUAAAUUAGUCAAUUUCAGUAUGUGACAUUUAUAAAAUAAUCAAAUUCAAGUAGUCAAAAAAAAAAAUAAAAA
This is a messenger RNA of Labeo rohita (rohu), 1319 nucleotides long. RefSeq names its product transmembrane protein 88 b (gene tmem88b). Gene Ontology annotation, molecular function: PDZ domain binding. The record is from RefSeq and is a predicted model, not a curated record. Gene Ontology annotation, cellular component: plasma membrane. NCBI's taxonomy places the organism in Eukaryota, Metazoa, Chordata, Actinopteri, Cypriniformes, Cyprinidae.